AUGGUUCCGACGAGACAUUUGGCUCCUUACAACCCUUUGAAAACUGCGAGUAGAUUUGUCAUAAAUUCUCGGAAUAAUGGCCUGGCCGUCGCCCUAACUUUGCGUCGCAGCCGGCACCGCUGUCUGAGAAAAGAUCUGCGAGAACGCGACUGGCGGAAGAGCUGCAAUGAAGCCAGAUUAGGAAGAAGCAGAAAGUUGCUGAGCGAACAUUCCGCAUGCGUCAUUGAGAGUAGUCUGCUUUCACGUGGAAACCCUUGCGAGUUAAGUAUUUUUCUAUUACAAAGCGUAGUCAAGGCUGUUUCCCGAGUGCUUUGUGUGAAGAGCCCUGUGGGGCCUGCUUCGGCGGUGGGUGAAGAUGUGAUCGGCGGAGCGAUCAGUAGUUUGUUUCAAGCCUUUAUAGUCUCUCCAGAAAGGAGCAGUGAUAAACCACCCAGUUGUUUGGCUUUAUGCAUGGAAGGGGAGUCGCGAAGCAGAGGAGAAAAAAUUGAGUUCACGUGUGAACAAUAUUUAGUGAUAUUAGGGUGCAAGCAACGAACGAGCGAAUAUCGUCAACUUCAUACGAGUGUAUUAAUAUCCUGUACAGCGAAGCUCGAGACCAAGGCGUUGAAGGCGAAGCGGCCCGGCUUCACGGAUGACCGCUAUAACGAGACCUCGUACUACAUUGAGAACGGUGAGUACUAG
This is a messenger RNA of Gryllus bimaculatus (two-spotted cricket), 681 nucleotides long. Lineage: Eukaryota; Metazoa; Arthropoda; Insecta; Orthoptera; Gryllidae. The record is from the annotation of a GenBank genome assembly.